Molecule: messenger RNA, 1090 nt
Organism: Gadus macrocephalus (Pacific cod)
Lineage: Eukaryota; Metazoa; Chordata; Actinopteri; Gadiformes; Gadidae
Product: Golgi phosphoprotein 3-like
Exons: 5
Coding region: 209-1084 (291 amino acids)
Biological process (GO): Golgi to plasma membrane protein transport; Golgi vesicle budding; Golgi organization
Cellular component (GO): Golgi cisterna; trans-Golgi network; cytosol
Molecular function (GO): phosphatidylinositol-4-phosphate binding
Source: RefSeq, a predicted model, not a curated record
AUCCGCUGCCUCCAUGUUGUUCAGGAAGUGAAAAGGGAUACUGUACAGAACUCUGACAGUAAUCUCGCUGGCGCUUAUCAUAAUUAGGCAGCUCUAUCUCCGAUCGAUCUCACUCAUUUCAACGUUUUUGUGACACAACACAACCAGCAGCCGGUUCCACUGCUUGCCGAUUUCGUGGGGGGCUACUGAUCGUUUGGGAUCACAAGUUAUGACUUCCCUCACAAAGAGAACUUCAGGCCUGGUGCAGCGGAAGACCGAGGCGCAUCGUAAUGCCGAGAAGGAGCGAGGGUCCGACGAAGAGGAGGACGAAGCUCGUCGCGUGGACGACGAAGAAGACGACAAGGGGGACGCGAAAGACACCCGACUCACACUAAUGGAAGAAGUAUUGCUCCUGGGCCUCAAAGACCGAGAGGGUUACACGUCCUUCUGGAAUGACUGCAUCUCCUCGGGUCUGCGAGGCUGCAUGCUGAUCGAGCUGGCCCUGAGGGGACGACUGCAGCUAGAAGCGUGUGGAAUGAGGAGAAAGAGUCUGCUUGCAAGGAAGGUCAUCUGUAAAUCAGACGCCCCGACCGGAGACAUGUUACUGGACGAAGCCCUAAAACACAUUAAAGACACACAGCCACCAGAGACUGUACAGAGCUGGAUAGAGCUGUUGAGCGGAGAGACAUGGAAUCCUCUGAAGCUGCACUACCAGCUGAGGAACGUGAGGGAACGUCUGGCCAAGAACCUGGUGGAGAAAGGGGUUCUCACCACAGAGAAACAGAACUUCCUGCUGUUCGACAUGACGACGCAUCCGCUUACAAACAACACACUCAAGCAGCGACUGGUGAAGAAGGUGCAGGAGUCGGUGUUGGAGAAGUGGGUGAACGAUCCGCAGCGCAUGGACCGGAGAGUGCUGGCCCUAAUUCUCCUGGCCCACUCCUCGGACGUGCUGGAGAACGCCUUCGCCCCGCUGCCGGACGAGCAGUUUGACCUGGGCAUGACGCGAGUGCGCGGCCUCUUGGAGCUGGAGCCCGAGACGGAAAGCGCCAAGCCCAACGCCAAUGAGUUGAUGUGGGCCGUGGUGGCGGCGUUCACAAAAUGAAAAAAA